AGAGAGAGAGAGAGAGAGUAUUAUCUCGUGAGGGUUUUCUUCCGAUUCCUCUCCCCUUUUUAUCCCUUUUAUUUAUGCAGUUCUUAAAUUCUGUGGCUCUUGAGUACUCAUCCUUUGGCUUUACUUAUAACCUAUAUAUUUUUAUUUCUUUCUGAAUAUUAAUUCUUGGCUUUUUUUAAAAAGUUAUUAAGAUUAUGUUGCAUGGUCUUUUUUGUUCGUCGGUCUAAGGAGGUAUGAGUAACACAAUGAGACCAAGAGUUAAGGUUAUGUUUUAUCUUGCUUAUGAUAGGGGUUGACACACAAACCGUGAUUUUCGAGCUUUAACUUGCAAAGAGCAAUUCGUUGAUUUGUUCAUACGAUCGAUCAUGGAAGGUUGUGUUGUUUGUGGCUGAUAUUUUGAGCCCAACUUCAAUUAUAUAUAGCACCUUCUUUUUUAAUUUCUUGUUAUUAUCAAUAUCUUUGUACAAAUUUAGGAGUUAGCCUUGUUUGUUUGUAUAUUUAGUUACUUAGAAGAAAGUGAAAACAAAAGGAAAGAAAACAAAUGGAAAUGAUCAUGCCCAUGAAGGAAAAACAGCCAAAGAAAGGCAAUUUGAUCAACAAAACAUGGCAGCGAUGCAAGUCCAUAGGCCGCGGCCUCAAAAGCACUUCACCGGCGGGGCGGUCCAUAGGGCAUGGCAUGACAAAGAAGAGCAAAUCAUGGCCACGGAUGAUCAACGCCGCCGCAACUCAUGAAGAAGAGAAGCGCGAGCGCGAGAGCAAGAAAGGGAGAGUCGCGCCCGAGGGCUGCUUCUCGGUCUAUGUGGGACCUCAGAGGCAGAGGUUCGUGGUGAAAACCCAAUACCUGAACCACCCGCUGUUCAAGAUGCUGUUGGAGGAAGCUGAAUCGGAGUUCGGUUAUGAUACUCAAGGCCCUCUUAUGCUUCCAUGCAACGUUGAUAUCUUCUACAAAGUGUUGAUGGAGAUGGACAACGACGAUGGCGGCGCCGAUAAGAUUCAUCCGGGAUAUUGCGGCUUUCCUAAGCGCCAUGGCUCUUAUCACCUUCUAAGCCCCUCUCGCAUGGUGGCCAUUAAUCAGUUCUAAUUGUGUGUGUAUUCCUAUGCUCCUUUUCCCUUCUUUUUUUUUUUUUUUUUUUUGUCUUAUAGUUAAUAAGUCUUUGCCAUAUAUGUGUACGUUUGGUACGUAUGUUUUCAAUUAUGUUGAAUUUAAGUUCCCUAAUUAGAUCUUAGAAUUAAUGUCAUGUGUGUACAAGGGGGAAAGGAAAACUCUAUGAGUAAAAAUACAAGAUCUAGUUAUGCAAAUAUAUCUUAGAUUUUGUAUAAUAUACUCUCUGAUAUGUAUGGAGUAUACAUAUAAUUCCCUGUUUGUUUGUUAUGAUGAGAAUUUUUGACUGCGUCAAUCAAUUCACCUCUUUAUAUAU
Morus notabilis is the source of this 1418-nucleotide messenger RNA. Its product is annotated as auxin-responsive protein SAUR36. Bases 542 to 1081 code for a protein of 179 amino acids. NCBI's taxonomy places the organism in Eukaryota, Viridiplantae, Streptophyta, Magnoliopsida, Rosales, Moraceae. Gene Ontology annotation, biological process: response to auxin. The transcript has a single exon. The record is from RefSeq and is a predicted model, not a curated record.